CGUCCAGAAGACCUGUACUAUGCUGAUGGCAGUGUAGUCCUUUUAGCCGCCCAUGCUGGUAAAACCCAUGCGUUCCGAGUUCACAAAUCCGUGCUUGGAUCACACUCUAAAGUAUUUGCGGACAUGUUUGCGCUACCCUCUGCCGCAGAAAGAGAAACGUAUGAUGGUGUAGAUUUGGUACGGAUGCCGGAUGAUGCAAAAGAUCUUGAAGACCUUCUUCGAGCACUUUACUACCCGCGCACCAUAUUAUCUAUGUUGGAGAACCGAAACCCUCUUGCUGCAAUCAAGUUCAAGGGGAUCCUUCUGCUAUCACAGAAAUAUUUCGUGCGCGUCCUGCAGAAGUUGCUCAGGGCUCGCUUCCAUGCAGACUGGCCAUCCACUCUCCCUGAAUGGGACAAACUUAUGGAGCACUACGCUGGUCUUUCUGCAUCCGUAGUACCGCAACAUGAUGCAGCCAGUCAGUUCAUCGACAAUCGUAUGUUAGAACCUGCUUCUGCCAUACGCUUGGCCAGGGAGGCCAAUAUUCCAGAAAUUUUACCAGCCGCGUUUUAUAUGCUAUCUACAAUUAGUCCUUUCAUGGACUUUGAUGCCCUCCGCAGUUCCCACCCCCCUCCGCUUACUGAUUCUCAAGGGAACGUUCUUAUGUGGCAGCCUGGAGAACGCAGCGCACGAUGGGGGCUCCUAACGCCCGAUGAUUGGCUUUGCCUGGCACGAGGCAGGCAUUCUAUGAUGGACUUC
Messenger RNA from Suillus subaureus, 738 nucleotides. RefSeq lists its product as uncharacterized. The record is from RefSeq and is a predicted model, not a curated record. The annotation marks the transcript as partial. Gene Ontology annotation, molecular function: protein binding. The transcript has 2 exons. NCBI's taxonomy places the organism in Eukaryota, Fungi, Basidiomycota, Agaricomycetes, Boletales, Suillaceae.